This is a messenger RNA of Mycena citricolor, 1193 nucleotides long. The record is from the annotation of a GenBank genome assembly. Lineage: Eukaryota; Fungi; Basidiomycota; Agaricomycetes; Agaricales; Mycenaceae.
GACCCCAUCACCUUUCCGUGAUCGGCCGAUGUCUUCCAGACCUUGACCCUGCCAGAGAACGGUAGUCGCCGCAUCUCCACGACGAACUCCAGGACAGUCCGCGCGUCCGGCUGGACACCCAGUACGGGCCGAUCACAGGCGCUCGUGCCGCCAACGGGAGCGCGGUGUUUCUCGAGGUGCCCUACGCACAGCCGCCCGCGCGAUUCCAGGAUGCGCAGCCGCUCCCGUCCGGCUAUCGCUACGCCGAUCGCGAGUAUACCACCGAGUCGGCCUACGCGAUUCAGCCCCACAACGACGGCCAGGCACGCGACACGCCGUUCCAAGAUAAGGUUGGAUUUGGAGAACCGACCGAAAAUGCGCUGUUUCUGAACAUCGUAUCGCCGCCUGCGUUCCCAGAGAAGAAGGCGUUUCCGGUCAAGGUCUAUAUCCACGGGGGCUUCUUGCAAUUCGGAUCCCCGCACGGGCUCAAGGGUCAGGCUCAGUUCAUUGCAGCUGAGCGGAACGAAGUAUGGGUAAAUAUCGGAUAUCGGCUGUCUGCAUUUGGUUUUCUGGCCUCGGACAAGCCGGCUAUCGCUGGUAAUUUCGGUUUCAAGGAUCAGUGGCUGGCACUGCUCUGGAUCAAGGAAAAUAUCCAGUCUUUUGGAGGCGAUCCACAGAAAAUUCAAGUCACCGGACUCUCCGCUGGUGCCCAUUCUGUCCAUCAGCUUCUUCAUCACGCGUCGCAUCUUCCCGAUGGAGUCUCCGCGCCAUUCAGCUCUGCUGCGCUCCAAUCAAACGCCAUACUUUGUGAUCCUAGAACACCGGCGCAGCUGCGCCCUCAAUUCGAGGCGCUGUGCCACGCACUCGCACUGGAUCCUUCUGCGUCCGAUACAUUGGACAAGCUGUCCGCGGUUCCUGCGUCCCGAAUCACAGCGGCGAUCGAGACUGAUGCUCUUGGCACAAAAUAUGGCACGUUCCGCGCGUGCAUGGACGGUUCCUGGCUGCCGUCCAGUCCUUCGCCAAUGGAAUGGCAACGCUCACCGGAAUUUGCCAGCCGCCUGCGCGAGAAAGGCAUAAAAAGCAUCAUUGUGGGGGAUCUGACCGAAGAAUGGUACCUCUAUUCGAUUGCGCACCCCGUCCAAACGGCACGAGAUAUAUCGCCCAACCUGGAGCGGUACUUCGAGAAGGAUUUCGUGGACGAGGUGAUGGAGAAA